UGGCGCCUUUAUUUAUAACUUGUUUGUCAUGCGUUGCGACUUGCGAUGAGAAGAGAGCCAAAUCACAACGCUUCAUCGGAUUUGCCUAGAAAAUUUUCUGGUUUAUCAAUGGAGCGGACUCCUGAUGAAGUAGACGUUCCAAGGCCUCGAAGGCAUGGAGAAGAAAGGGAAGUUAUGGCUGAAUGUAGAGCAUACUUUAAGGAAGUGAAAGAUACGUUUCAUGACCAAAGGGAAAAAUAUGAUAUGUUCAUUAGGGUUAUGUCAGAUUUGAGGGCACGAAGGAUUCGUCAUUAUACUGCAUUUGCUCGAUUGAAGGAGUUGUUUAAGGGGCACAACGAAUUAAUUAUCGGAUUUAACACCUUUUUGCCACCUGGAUACAAGAUAACUCUUGAUGAUGACGUAGAAGACUCUUUUAUCUCCACCGCAAGAAACUAUUGAAAUUUUUUUUGUCAUAGUUUUAUUACUCUAAGUGAUACGAUCAAAAUCUCUAAAUUAGUCUCUCUGUUCAGUUCUUGAUGGUUUUUCGAGUACGUUUGCUUUGCCAUGUAUGUGGAAACAUUUCACUAUACAAUAAAGGUUGACCUUUUUCUAUC
Molecule: messenger RNA, 593 nt
Organism: Arabidopsis lyrata subsp. lyrata
Lineage: Eukaryota; Viridiplantae; Streptophyta; Magnoliopsida; Brassicales; Brassicaceae
Product: paired amphipathic helix protein Sin3-like 2
Exons: 4
Coding region: 46-438 (130 amino acids)
Biological process (GO): negative regulation of transcription by RNA polymerase II
Cellular component (GO): histone deacetylase complex; chromatin
Molecular function (GO): transcription corepressor activity
Source: RefSeq, a predicted model, not a curated record